This is a messenger RNA of Etheostoma spectabile (orangethroat darter), 3336 nucleotides long. RefSeq names its product kinesin family member 3A (gene kif3a). Gene Ontology annotation, molecular function: microtubule motor activity; ATP binding; microtubule binding. Gene Ontology annotation, biological process: microtubule-based movement. The record is from RefSeq and is a predicted model, not a curated record. The transcript is spliced from 18 exons. Bases 180 to 2303 code for a protein of 707 amino acids. NCBI's taxonomy places the organism in Eukaryota, Metazoa, Chordata, Actinopteri, Perciformes, Percidae.
CACAUGCAACACAUGCGCAGUCUGACACAGACUUGACAACAAGCUAUCGGAUGUGAGAGCCCUUGAUGAUAUGGGCAUUUCAAUUUUUCGGAUUACCUAGCUAGAGUCAAAUGAAUAACGCCUUUCAAACAUUGAAUUGUCAAUUUUAGAUGCUAUAAUCGCCUUUCUGAAUUCUCACUAUGCCGAGCAAUAAGCUUGAGAAACCUGACAAGCAGGAGGUCAAUGAUAAUGUCAAGGUGGUGGUUAGAUGUCGUCCCUUCAACCAGAAAGAGAAGAUGAUGAGCCACAAACAGGCCGUAAUUGUGGACGAGAAUCGUGGGACCAUAACGGUUAACAAAUUGGAGACGCCCCAUGAGCCUCCAAAGACUUUCACAUUUGACACCGUGUUUGGACCAGACAGCAAACAGCUGGAUGUCUACAAUCUCACUGCUCGCCCCAUCAUUGACUCUGUAUUAGAGGGAUACAAUGGCACAAUUUUUGCUUAUGGGCAAACUGGCACAGGAAAAACAUUCACCAUGGAGGGUGUGAGAGCAGUGCCAGAACUCAGAGGAAUAAUCCCAAACUCCUUUGCUCAUGUUUUUGGUCACAUUGCCAAGGCAGAGGGUGACACAAGGUUUUUGGUUCGUGUUUCAUAUCUGGAGAUUUACAAUGAGGAAGUGCGAGACCUGUUGGGGAAAGACCAGAUGCAGAGGCUAGAGGUAAAAGAAAGACCAGAUGUUGGCGUGUAUAUCAAAGACCUCUCUGGUUACGUUGUGAACAAUGCUGACGACAUGGACAGGAUAAUGACCAUGGGCCACAAAAACCGUUCUGUCGGUGCCACAAACAUGAAUGAACACAGCUCUCGUUCUCAUGCUAUCUUCACCAUCACCAUCGAGUGCAGCGAGAAGGGUGUGGAUGGAAACCAGCAUGUGCGCAUGGGAAAGCUUCAUUUGGUUGAUCUUGCAGGCUCGGAAAGACAGGGCAAGACUGGAGCCACAGGUCAGCGUUUAAAGGAAGCGACAAAGAUCAAUCUCUCUCUCUCCACACUGGGUAACGUCAUCUCUGCUCUGGUGGACGGAAAGAGUACACACGUGCCCUACAGGAACUCUAAACUAACCCGUCUGCUGCAGGAUUCACUAGGAGGAAACUCCAAGACCAUGAUGUGUGCAAAUAUAGGCCCCGCAGACUAUAAUUAUGAUGAGACCAUCAGUACCCUCCGCUAUGCUAAUAGGGCUAAAAACAUCAAGAACAAAGCCAGGAUCAACGAGGAUCCAAAGGAUGCCCUAUUGCGCCAGUUUCAGAAGGAGAUUGAGGAACUAAAGAAGAAACUAGUGGAAGGUGAAGAGAUAUCUGGAUCAGAGGGAAGUGGAUCAGAAGAGAUGGAUGAAGGUGAUGAUGAAGGAGGGGUGGCAGGAGAAGGCCGCAGAAAAAGAAGAGAAGAAAGAGGGAGGAAGAAGGUUUCUCCGGACAAGAUGGUGGAGAUGCAGGCAAAGAUUGAAGAGGAAAGAAAGGCAUUGGAGGCCAAGCUGGACAUGGAGGAGGAGGAGAGGAACAAGGCAAGGGCAGAGCUGGAGAAGAGGGAGAAGGACCUACUUAAAGCUCAGCAAGAGCAUCACCUUUUGCUGGAUAAAUUGUCGGCCUUAGAGAAGAAGGUGAUUGUGGGUGGGGUGGAUCUCUUGGCCAAGGCUGAGGAGCAGGAGAAGCUUUUGCAAGAGUCCAACAAUGAACUGGAAGAACGUCGCAGGAGAGCGGAGCGGCUGCGGAGGGAGCUGGAAGAGAAAGAGCAAGAACGUCUGGACAUAGAAGAAAAGUACACUAGUCUGCAGGAGGAGGCUCAAGGAAAGACCAAGAAGCUAAAGAAAGUAUGGACCAUGCUGAUGGCUGCCAAAUCAGAAAUGGCAGAUCUACAGCAAGAGCAUCACAGAGAGAUUGAGGGCCUCCUGGAGAACAUCCGCCAGCUGAGUCGAGAGCUGCGUCUCCAGAUGCUCAUCAUAGACAACUUUAUUCCCCAGGAAUACCAGGAGAUGAUAGAGAAUUACGUGCACUGGAAUGAAGACAUUGGAGAAUGGCAGCUGAAAUGUGUGGCAUACACUGGCAACAAUAUGAGAAAACAGACCCCUGCUCCAGACAAAAAAGAAAAAGAUCCAUUUGAGGUGGAUUUGUCCCACGUGUAUCUGGCCUACACAGAGGAGAGCAUGCGGCAGUCACUGAUGAAACUAGAGAGACCCAGAACAUCAAAAAGUGGCAAGAGUGGCCGACCCAAGACUGGAAGAAGGAAAAGAUCUGCAAAGCCAGAUGCUGUGAUCGAAUCCCUUCUGCAGUGAAGACAGCGCAGAGGACAGCUUGGUUUUACUGAAAAUUUCAUGUUACUUGAGGAAACAAAUUCAUUAGUCAUUUCUGAAGAAUUUAUUGUUCAACAUUAUUUAAAAGAGUAACUGAAUACACUGUAUAGCUGGUAUGGUUUGAAAUGUGAAUGAGCUGCACCUCUGAUAGGAUUAAGACCUCUUGGCCAAGGGGACCUGUUAUUUGUAUUGUAGUGUAAGACUUCUUUGUGGAUGUCCAACAUUUUAAUGUCACUUUGGAACGCAUUUCGGUGGCAGCAGCUUCUGUCCGAAUAAAACUUUUACCUUAGCACCUCUAGCAUUAAGGAUAAAUCAACCAUGAACCUAUUUCACUUGCAAAUUCAUUGGUUUUCAGCAUCCUAUUUCAGAUUGUUGAAAAUAGAAUUGUGUACCUAUAAACUGCAUUCAUAUCCUCUGAAAUGUGUUGAGUGUAUUGACCACACUUUAGUUAAGUUGUAACGUCUGGAUUACUGAUUUCCUGCUUUCAAAUUAAACAGCCCAUGCUGAUAGAAAUACAUUAUAAUUUAUUCUAAUUGAGGGUGUAUUUUCACUUAAAUUACAGGAAAUCAUUAUACUCUGAGCACAAGUUGUAGCCUUAGUGUUAUUAAAUAAAAUAAAUCAUUAACAUGGAGAGGAAAAAAGAUUUUUAAAAACACUAAUGUGGAGGGAACAAGUAGAGGGGGGUGUGUAAUAUCAAGUAUGGAACUGAAAAGUGCAUUUUAUACUUUUUCUCCUUUAUGAAGCAUAGGGACAUGCAUGCCAGCCAGCUCUUAUGUUAGUGCCAUUCGCUAUUCUAAGCAAGUCUUUUUAUUUAUUGUUAAAUGUCCGAACCCAUUGUGUUACAUUAACUUACACGAUACAUACUGUAUGCCUUAGUUUAAUGCACUAGGAUGUUUUAGUGACGAUUUCAUUUUAUGAUAUCCUGUAGUGGAGUUUUAUUUUGUAUCAUAAUUUAUGUCAAAUGUUUACAUCCACCAAACCCCUGGAUAUUCUAUUUAUUAAAUUAUUUUACACA